AUGGUGCUGAUCACAAACCUGAUAUCAGCACAAACAGGGACGAUUACAGCAGGACUGUGCGCAAUCGACUCCAAGCGUGCGAUCAAAUAUUUGGGGGUGAUGAUUGACGACCGGCUGAGCUUCACGGCCCAUGUCGAUUAUGCCUGUAAAAGAGCAUCAAAGGCGACAACAGCUCUCUCGCGGGCCAUGUCAAACAACUCAGCAAUACACAGUAGCAGAAGGUGGGUACUGAAGAGCGUAACCUCGUUCAUUUUGCGGUACGGAGCGGCAGCCUGGAAGGCAGCCUUGGGCAGGAAAUGUAAUCUGCAGAAAAGGCUGAUGACCUUUAGUGCUGCCGAUCUAGGUGCUUUCCCCGAGGUUACCACCGUGGCAUGCCGGAAAUCAUAA
Uranotaenia lowii is the source of this 387-nucleotide messenger RNA. RefSeq lists its product as uncharacterized. Lineage: Eukaryota; Metazoa; Arthropoda; Insecta; Diptera; Culicidae. The transcript is spliced from 2 exons. The record is from RefSeq and is a predicted model, not a curated record. Bases 1 to 387 code for a protein of 128 amino acids.